AUGGCCAAAUCGGAUCUCGACAACGCCAAUCCCACCGUCCUCAGUGUCUCACAACUGCCCAGCAGGAAUCUAGCGAAGGGCCAUGUGAGAAAGGGCCCGGAUUCCAAAUAUGACCACAUCUUGUUCCCAAAGCAGUGGUGGGCAGGAAGUUCCCUGAACACUGACCCGUCGGUGUGGACAUCAGACGAGGACGAGGACGACGACUUGACUUUGGCGACAGAUGAACCCAUUGACGAGCAGGAAAUCUAUGGUGAGAACUACGACCCGUCAAGUUGCACGUACCUGCUAUCAACGAUAUCGGACCCUGAACACCCCGUCACCCUGGGUCAAAUCGCCGUCGUCAGACUUGACGACAUCCAUCUUAGCCCAUCUCCCGCCGAGCGUCUAGAUCCAAACACCCUGACCAAUGUCGAGGUUGACCUUACGCCCACAGUGAACCACUGUUCUCUGGCGACUGUCAUUGGUCUUGCCGUCCGUGUCCGACUCGAGAACGCUCUGCCUCCCAACUAUCGCAUCGUCGUCCGCAUGAAGGAUGGCUCCCAUGCUCAGGAUGACCAGGUGAACAAGCAGCUGGGAGACAAGGAGAGAGUUGCCGCUGCUCUGGAGAAUGACACCCUGAAGGGCAUCAUCGAGAAGAUGCUGGAGACUUGCGUCUGAGUACAAUCCAGAUAAGGGAGCUCCAGAGAUGUCCAUUUUCUGCGAAUUAUCAUUCACGUUGCUAUGGCUUUCCAGGCUUGACCCUACGCGGCGGUGUUUCGUGAGAUUAUAUCCGCAGGAUUGCCGUAUUGGUCACUGGUGGCAACGCUAUUUUAUACUACGUACAACCCCCCCUCGUUACGGGGCACAUGCGUGGCUAUCCGGUAUGUGCGGGGGUUCGUAGAGGAAUUGAUAUGACGAUGCGAGACAUCGGCAAAUUCUGAUACCUACCGUCGCCUUUGUCGAUGUUCAAAUUUCCACUCAGGGCUCAGCACUCUGUUUCCCAUGCCAGUCCAAAGAGAAAGGGCCAGCAGCCAUCCCAACCCAAGCAUUGGAAUUGCAAGCUCCGAGAGUUUAAAAAUGAAAGGCACGAUGUCACUUGAUAUUGCAUCCCAAUCUUGAAUGGUGAUCAUGGGCGAUUUUUGCGGUGAAACCCAUGUCCCUAGCAUCCUGCCACGGGCUUAGGUCAAUAUUUAUCUAUGGCUAUCAUAUGAUGAUAGAAAAGACACCCCACGUUACUUCUUUUUUGGUCCUCUUGC
Molecule: messenger RNA, 1235 nt
Organism: Neurospora tetrasperma FGSC 2508
Lineage: Eukaryota; Fungi; Ascomycota; Sordariomycetes; Sordariales; Sordariaceae
Exons: 2
Coding region: 1-657 (218 amino acids)
Biological process (GO): iron-sulfur cluster assembly
Source: RefSeq, a predicted model, not a curated record